Molecule: messenger RNA, 1407 nt
Organism: Kuraishia capsulata CBS 1993
Lineage: Eukaryota; Fungi; Ascomycota; Pichiomycetes; Pichiales; Pichiaceae
Exons: 1
Coding region: 1-1407 (468 amino acids)
Biological process (GO): transmembrane transport
Molecular function (GO): transmembrane transporter activity
Source: RefSeq, a predicted model, not a curated record
AUGGUGCUACCACAGGAAGAUGAAAAAAACAUAACCGAGGCUAUCAUAGAGCUGAGCGAUGCUCAGAUAAACCAAGUCAAGUACGCACGGUUUACUGAGUCUCAAAAACGCGUAUUUGUGUUACUUCUGGCGAUCGCAGCUUUUCAAGGCCCUAUGGCCUCAACAGCGUUUUUACCAGCAGUCCAGAGCAUAGCCGAAGAAUUCCAUACCACAGGAACCAUGAUCAACUCCUCUAACGCGGUGUUCUGUGUUGCAAUGGCAAUUGCUCCGUGCUUCUUUUCGCCGUAUAUCGAUUUUUACGGCAAAAAGCCCAUAUUCUUCAUCAACAGCGUGCUAGUAGCGGUGUGCUCUUUGCUGGUUGCAGUUUCGCAGAACCUGGCCAUGUUCUGGGUUUUCCGGAUAGGAAUGGGGUUUUUUGGUACCUGUUUUGUCUCGCUGGCAGGUGCUUGUAUGCCUGAUAUAUAUCCCGUUGAACGGAGGGGUCGGGCUUUAAGUUGGUGUCUCACUGGGGUGUUGACUGGACCAGGCUUGGCCCCGGUGCUUGGUGGAAUCAUCAUCACCUGGUCCCAUUGGCGAGUCAUUUUUUGGGUACAGACAGGUCUCUCAUGCCUGGUAGCAAUUGCAUUCUUUAUUUUCUUCAAAGAGACCGGAUAUAACCUUGCUUUUCACGAGUGGCAGAGGGAGUCUGGAAAGAGGUUUAAGCUUGUCGUGGUCAAUCCUUUCCGGGUAAUAGUGGCUCUGAGAAUAUCAAAUUUAGCUCUGAUCGGCUACUCAUCGGUGGCCUUGAUGUACAAUAUGUUCAACUUAUUAACCCCUAUUCGUUAUGUCGUUGACCCGAGAUUUAAUCUGACGUCUCCGGUGUAUGGCUCGCUCUUUUAUCUAGCCCCAGGAAUGGGCUAUCUCACUGCUACGUUCUUCUCGGGAAAAUGGUCUGACUACAUUCUAAUAAGGCAGAAGACCAAGCGAAAUGGAAAGGUUAUGUUUGAAGACAGACUCAAGGCAGCGAUAGUCCCGUUUGCAGCAGUACCACCCACCAUCCUGAUCUAUGGUUGGAGUCUGCAGAAAGAAAAGGGCGGAAUGGCACUCCCGAUAGUCGCCAUGUUUUUGAACGGAUUUUCUCAGACAAUGGCCAUCACCAGUACUAAUGCAUAUGUGAUUGAGUCUUAUCCACCAAUGGGUUCUCGGAGCAUCAGCUCCAACUACUUUGUCAGAUAUCUCGGCACUGCAGUAGGCACUGCGAGCGCGCUGCCCGCUAUAAAUGCCAUAGGAGUCGGAUGGAACUCCACGAUCACUGCCUUUGUGGUGAUUGCAGGUCUACUAUGUGUUAUUUUUGUGGCAUUCCGAGGCGAGAAAUCGAGACUCAGGUGGAUGGAAAAACACUCGGCUUCUCUCGAGCAACCGGUGUAG